Messenger RNA from Saimiri boliviensis boliviensis (Bolivian squirrel monkey), 1615 nucleotides. RefSeq names its product thioredoxin domain containing 2 (gene TXNDC2). The record is from RefSeq and is a predicted model, not a curated record. Lineage: Eukaryota; Metazoa; Chordata; Mammalia; Primates; Cebidae.
AGUGGUUUGUUGUGUUACAGGAAAUGAUGUCAGUGAAUCCAUAGCCCCAGCCUCAGCACAGGGCAGCCACCGUGAAGCUCUUAAAUAUCACUGUUGUUAAUACAGAGAGGGAAACCAACUGCAACGUGCUGCCCAAAUAUAAGUUUUACUCAUAUUUUGAUGUUAGGAUGGAUAGCUUGGAAAAAGUUGGAGGGAACGGCCUUUAUUAUCAGGCAUCUAUGAAGGAUCAGGAAUGGAUAUAGACAAGGAACUAGUAAUGGAAAGUGUUACACCUGGAGCCCCUGGAAAACCAGAAAUGAGGCUGGGCACUAAGGAAGAAACAAAUGAAGGUGACGCUAAUGAAAGUUCAUUACAAGUCUUGUCCAGCAAUGUGCCUCUCCUGGCCCUAGACUUCUUGGACACAGCCCAGGCAAAAGAGAAGGUCUUUCUCCCCACGGUCAGCCACACGUUCCACAUGCCCAUAGAGGAGUCCGACACCCCACAGCAAGGCAAUGACUUACCCGAGUCCUCAGCAAACACCAGCCAGCCCAAGCAGGAUGACAUCCCCAAGUCCCCAGAAGAAACCAGGCAGCCCAAGGUGGGUGACAUCUGCAAGUCCCCAGAAGAAACCAUCCAAUCCAAGAAUGACCUCCCCAAGUCCUCAGAAGAAGCCAUUCAGCCCAAGGAGGGUGACAUCCGCAAGUCCUCAGCAAAACACAUCCAGCCCAAGCUGGGCACUAUCCCCAAGUCCUCAGCAAAACCCAUCCAGCCCAAGCUGGGUACUAUUCCCAAGUCCUUAGCAAAACCCAUCCAGCCCAAGCUAGGCAGUAUUCCCAAGUCCUCAGUGAAGCCCAGCCAGCCCAAGACCCCAGAAGAAACCAUCCAGGCCAAGGAAGGUGACAUUCCCAAAUCCCCAGAAGAAACCGUCCAGGCCAAGGAAGGUGACAUCCCCAAAUCCCCAGAAGAAACCGUCCAGGCCAAGGAAGGUGACAUCCCCAAAUCCCCAGAAGAAACCAUCCAGGCCAAGGAAAGUGAUAUCACCAAGUUCCCAGAAGAAACCAUCCAGGCCAAGGAAAGUGACAUCACCAAGUCCCCCAAAGAGGCCAUCCAGCCCAAAGAGGGUGACAUCUCCAAGUUCCCAGAAGAAGCCAUCCAGCCUAAGGAGGGUGACAUCCCCAAGUCCCCAGAAGGAGCCAUCCAUCCUAAGGAGGGUGACAUCCCUAAGUCCCCAGAAGAAGCCAUCCAGCCCAAGGAGGCUGACAUCCUAAAGCCUGAAGAAGAAACAACUGAGUCCCUGGAGGGGGACAUGGUGAAAAUGAUCCUGAGCAAGGAGGACUUUGAGGCAGCAUUGAAGGAGGCUGGGCAGAAGCUGGUAGCUGUGGACUUCUCAGCCACGUGGUGUGGGCCCUGCAGGACCAUCAGACCAUUCUUCCAUGCCCUAUCUGUGAAGCACGAGGACGUGGUGUUCCUGGAGGUGGAUGCUGAUGACUGUGAGGAGGUGGUGAGAGACUGUGCUGUCAUGCGUGUUCCAACCUUUCAGUUUUAUAAAAAAGAAGAAAAGGUGGACGAGUUUUGUGGCGCCCUUAAGGAAAAACUCGAAGCAGCCGUUGCAGAAUUAAAGUAAACAUGCAUUCUG